AUGAAAGCGUAUCGCAUCCCAUGGUCUGAGAGCUUAUUGAUCUCAGGCUACUUUCUCUUAGGUGACAGUCUAAACACAACUGUCACAGUGCUUGCUACGCUCCAGAACGAGCUUGCUGGUUACGAUCCGAUAACCCUGACUUAUUUGUUACUUGUCGGCAUUGGCACGCAAGCGAUGGGCAUUUACGGCUUCUGGACCAUACAGAAACGCUUUCGUUUGAGCACCAAGACGAGCACUUGGACUCAACGCUUUGGGUUUCACCAUCUAUGGGAGAUGUAUUUAUAUCAAGCAAUAUACGGGCUUUUCGUGUGCCCUGUAAGUAAUGCGAAGGACAAUAAGAGGAUGCAACAACGCUGA
Messenger RNA from Bacidia gigantensis, 357 nucleotides. RefSeq lists its product as uncharacterized. NCBI's taxonomy places the organism in Eukaryota, Fungi, Ascomycota, Lecanoromycetes, Lecanorales, Ramalinaceae. The transcript is spliced from 2 exons. The coding region runs from base 1 to 357 and encodes 118 amino acids. The record is from RefSeq and is a predicted model, not a curated record.